Messenger RNA from Penicillium daleae, 3099 nucleotides. RefSeq names its product putative polarized growth protein (Boi2). Gene Ontology annotation, cellular component: plasma membrane. The record is from RefSeq and is a predicted model, not a curated record. The transcript has 3 exons. The coding region runs from base 1 to 3099 and encodes 1032 amino acids. Gene Ontology annotation, molecular function: protein binding. Gene Ontology annotation, biological process: actin cytoskeleton organization. NCBI's taxonomy places the organism in Eukaryota, Fungi, Ascomycota, Eurotiomycetes, Eurotiales, Aspergillaceae.
AUGGCCGCCAAUAUGCAGGCGACCCCUGCGCCGCCGCCGAAUGUCCAGCGCGGGAAUUAUCUUUGGGUUCUCCAUGAACACACCCCGCGCGGAGAUGAUGAGUUACGAAUGAAGCGCGGCGACGUGAUCUUGCUAGAGGAGAUGGAUGAAGAAUUUCAGGAUGGCUGGUGGCUGGGCGAACACCCCGGAACCGGCCAGAAGGGCCUCUUCCCAGCAGGCUUUACUAGACUGGCGCAUGCCCACGAGGUUCCUACGAGCUACAGACUACCCAGCUCGCUGGAGCACAUUCAGAACGACCCCGCACCGCAAGGGGUAAUUGCAUCCGAAACCACCGAGUCGCCCGCACAGAUGGAGCCAUCCACCCCGGUCGAUACAUCUUUCAAUUCUGUCGGAAGCGAGCAAACAACACCACAGGCCUCGCGACAUGCCAGCACCUCCGAGGUGCUGGGUUCUCCCCAGCAACAACGCUCCGCUUCGUCUCCACUUCCGCGGCCCAGCCUGGCGGCGAACAUUCAAGAUGCUUUUCGCAGGUCCAUGGAUAAACAUGCGAAUGGCGAGGAUAGCCCCGUGAUGAAUGAGACAUUGAGUGUCAUCGAUGAGCACAUCACGGAUAUGAACACUCCUCGUCAUAGUGUGUCGACGCAAGAGGCCAAGACGACCAACGAUUCAGGAAGUGAAUAUUCCAGUCAUUUGAGCCAUCGAAUUUCUUACAUCAACGGCAACGAGACGGACGAUGAAGAAAACACACACCCGGCAGUAGAGGACGUGCGGAGGUGGAAUCCUUCCGAGACAGCCAAGCAUCUGCUUGCACUCGGGGUCGAUCCCAUGCACUGCGAAAUUUUCGAAAGGGAGGAAAUCACCGGUGAUGUUCUUCUUGAGAUGGAUCAGGAUACCAUUUUCAUGAAACACUUUGACCUUGGCGUCAUGGGUAAGCGACUGAAGACCUGGCACAAGAUCAAGGCAUUCCAAGAGGAAGUGAAGGGUAUCAAGCUGCAGAUUCAACCUUCGAGGGGCUCCGUUUCUAGCUUUGCGGGACCUUCCGGUCCAACGGGCCCUGAAGAGCGCUCACUAUCGCGCGCGGGCCAUACUGGUCCAUUUCUCCCGCGAAUCCCAACUGUCUCUGAAAGGACGGGCCCAGGAUAUGUACCUCGGAUUUCUACCGUCCCUGGACAACACGUUCCUGGACAGUACCCAAGGCUGGCCAGCAACGGCAGCUCUCCCAUGACGCCCAUGACGCCUCAAUUCGGCAAUGAUUCUCCCCGAAGAGUCUCCGCAGCUUCGAUCCGUGACUACAACCGACGCCACUCUUCCAUCGACGCCACCAAUCGUGGUUUGCCUGAUUUUGCUAUGAAUGGCAGCCACCAGAAAAAGCCAUCCUUCGAUCGAUCGUGGACUCUUAACAGUGGCCCGCAACCGCUUCCCGGUCGCCCAGGAACGUCAAUGGGCACUACAGCUUACCGAGGGCCGCAAGUCACCGGAUCGGAGCCUAAUACACCCGAGCAGUAUGAAGAUCUUGAACGAGGGUACUUCUCUGGAACUGAAGUGGACUCGCGCCGGUCUCGACGCACUCUGCAAAAGCGGACCUCCACCGGUGGUAGUGUCAGCCAUUCUCGAAAGUCGAGCUACGCAGAAGACCCUUAUCGAGUCCGAAGUACAGACAAGCGCCAGUCUCGAAUUGGUAGUAUCGAUUCUAUGCGCGACGCAUCCACACAUGUCUCACCUGCUGCUCAGGCUUACCAUGGAACCCCACCCAAGAGUCGAUUCAGGAGCAUGAGUACGCGGGUUUCGAACCGAAGCGGUAACGACUCUCAGUCCUCUAACCCUGAAGGCAAGUCAGGGUUCUUCUCAAGCUUCGGGCCUUUGAUCAGAAACAAGAACGACUCCAGAGGUGACAACAAAGUUGAGGUCAAGGAUGGCAAGGCAGACAUGAAAGCAGAGGGUAAUGUUCGCUCCUCGACCAUGCCCUUCCAACUGCCAAAGAUGGGAGGUGCCGGACCCAAGAUUCGACGAGCGGUCGGCCUACGUACCAUCUCUGACGUCGUCGCCAAAGGCGGUAGCGACAAUUCUGCGCCCGUUUCGCCUCGCGACUACGAUCCCAUGUCUGGUCGUACUGGAUCUACCACUCCGUCUGCCACGUCUAAGAGCUCGGAGCGCCACAGUACUGACGGGUCUGGCAAAGCCGCUGACGGUCCCGGGAUUGUCGUUCGACCACGGACGGUCAAGUCCAAGAAGGACACCAGCGCCUACACUCGUGGCUUGGAGAAGAAAUCUCCCAGAGAGCAGAUGAACGGCUGUGAUUAUAGUGGCUGGAUGAAGAAACGGUCGUCCAAUUUGAUGACCACAUGGAAGCCCCGGCUGUUCAUCCUACGCGGUCGCCGUCUGUCCUACUAUUACUCUGAAGAUGAUACGGAGGAAAGAGGCCUGAUCGACAUCACCGCUCAUCGUGUGCUGCGGGCCGACAAUGACCCCAUCAUCGCCCUUCACGCGACAGUCACUGGCGCCACCUCGUUGCCCGCCAACGCCAGUGCUACUGAGAAUGCGGGUGGCAUGAAAGUUACCAGCCCGGCCGUCCUUGCUUCACUCGCCGGCAAGGACGCCAGUGGGCCAUUCUUCUUCAAAUUAGUGCCUCCAAAGUCGGGCAACUCGCGUACUGUGCAGUUCACCAAGCCGACCACCCAUUUCUUCCAGGUCGACAGUGUACAAGAAGGCCGUUUAUGGAUGGCCGCCCUUAUGAAAGCAACCAUCGAGCGUGACCUGUCUGGAAAGGUGGAAACAUCGAACAAGCAAAAGACCAUCAGUCUUAAACAGGCUCUCCUGAUGCAAGCACGUCCACCGGCAUUGAUGAAUAUUCCGACCAGCUCAGAGCAGCCAGGUCAAUUGCUCGAAGAAGAUGAAGAUGACAAGGGGCUUCGCAUUGAUGGAUUGAAUCUGCCUAAAUCACCUUCUUCAGAUGGCAACUCCUACACCGAUACGGGGAAUGCGGUAGCGGAGAAUGAGCCCGAAGGCUCGAAUCGCCCACAGUCAAAUCCACUCGGAGAGACCGAGGUUGGAAACCCGCCUCUCCGCCCCGAAUCACUGGCUCAGACCGAAUCGAAGUAA